UGGGGUGCAUAGACAAACGUGCCCCUCCUCGCCCUAAUGUUGGGAUAAUAGGGGGUGUAAAGUGCAUUUGAACUUGCAGCUAGAGCUGAGAAGCACUCCGGCACGAAGCGGCGACACUCUAUCUUUGUGUGCUACUGCUAAAUGCGCCAAUUAAUGUAAGGAUACGGUGGGACUGCUUAACAUAUGAGUGGAUUUGCAGUUGGAAUUCUUAAACGUUUACAAAUGAUGCCUCACAUGUUUACACACCUGCUCUGCUUGGUGUGUCUGUGCUCUGCUCUUCCUUUGCAAGCACCCUCACACCAAAUAAAGCUGAAGACAACAUCACCUGUCAGAGCGUCACUAGCAGGCUACACACUUCUGCCAUGCCGCUUCUCAAUAUCCUCGGACUUUCUGAGCACUUCCACACCUCCCCAUCAGAGUGAUCCACUGAGGAUCAAGUGGACAAAGCUGGAGGAGGAUGGGGAGAAGCUGGUUAUGGUUUCCCAGGGAGGACAAACGAAGGUGGAAGAAAAGUACAGGGACAGAGUAAAGCUGUACCCAUCUCCAAUGUCCCGUCGAGAUGCCUCUUUGAUGAUUCGCAAACUCAGGGUCAGUGAUUCAGGGCUGUACCGCUGUGAGCUGAUUCUUGACAUGGACACCAUCCAGGGCACUGUCAGCCUCAACAUCACUGGUGUUGUUUUCCAUUACAGAGCUAAAAGCGAUCGCUAUUCUCUGGAUUUUCCAAGUGCUAUUGGAGCAUGCCUCUCAGCCGGUGCUGCUAUUGCUACACCCGAAGAACUUACUGCUGCGUAUGAAGAUGGCUUGGACCAGUGUGAUGCUGGCUGGCUUGCUGACCAGACAGUGAGAUAUCCAAUUACCCAGCCUCGACCAGGCUGUGGAGGUGACCUGAUGGGCAAACCAGGAGUGAGAACAUAUGGGGUCCGAGAACAAACGGAGAAAUAUGAUGUAUAUUGCUUUAUAGAUCAGGUGCAAGGUGAAGUUUUUUAUCCACCAAUUAAAGAGAAGCUCACAUUUGAGCAGGCCAAGGCUGAAUGUGAGAAACACAGCACAAAUCUGGCCUCCCCUGGUCAGUUGUUUGCAGCCUGGAGGGCGGGGCUUAAUCGCUGUGACAACGGCUGGCUCUCUGAUGGUAGUGUCCGCUACCCCAUUAACAUCCCCAAACCCCAGUGUGGUGGUGGCCAGCUGGGGGUGCGAACACUCUACAGGUUUGAAAAUCAGACUGGCUACCCUGACCCUGAAGAUAAACAUGGAGCCUACUGCUUUAAAGCUAUAGUACCUGAGCCGACCACUUCUGAAACCCCCAUAGACUUGGAGGAGUUUGACAGGACCAUCAGCACUACAGCUCCUCCAGACUCUAAGAGACUUCAAAUCCAAACACAUGAAUAUGAGCCAGUGCCCCACACUACUCAUAAACCUGAUUACACAACUUCAGCCCCCCAUUUAGAAAUCAUCCAUACCCCCACUGUUGCCACAGUCCAUGUGACUCCUACUCCUAUAUAUGAUUAUGAUGUCCAAGAUUUUGAAAAUGGGACUUAUUUAGAGUCUGUCCCUAUCAGAGGAGAUGUUUUGUCUCCAUUGGAGACCCCACCUACACCUCCCAAUCAUCUAGACAGCAUAUACAUAGGACAGGGUAGAAGUCCCACUGUGCUGAGAGAAGGUCAGAGUAGUGCCAGUGGAGAGCCAGUUAGAGAUAGUCUUUUAGAAGACAGACUUGUGGUCACUCCCACACAGAUGCAGGGCUCUACAAAUCCAAAUAUGGGAACAGAUAGUACCAAGAUGGAAGUGAGGGGUAUUACCCCAGAGGUAGUGACUCCAGAGCCUGUCACUGUAGAUCCAGGUAUCCCAGUGGAUAGUGUGGAAAUGGUUCAGCCUGCAGUGGUCUUCAAAGAGGAUGUCACCCCUGGACAGUUUGACCAGUCAGCAUCAAGUGCGAUAGAUGGAGAGUCAUCUGGCAAAUCUCCCAUUCACGUCAUCAUCGUCAAUGUGCACAGUCAAAACCAAUCUGUUGAUGAUGUCCUGAGGUUUCUGAACCAGCCUGGACCUGUGCCUCUCUUCCCCCAGAUCUCCGACCUGUCCCUAGGCAGCAACCACGUCACUGAUUCCUUUGAGGCAUCUCCCAUCAACUUGCCCUCAACAAUCAGUUUUGUAAAUGGGAAACAUGAGGUGACAUUUAAACCUGAUCUUCCUGAAGAGGCCAGAGGAGAUCAGUUUGAAAUUGCCACACCUGUUCAGAUUGAAAAGGAACAAGAGGAGGAUGUGGAUGAUGUUGAAACUGUCACUCCUUUUGACUAUGGAGCUAUUGAGGUGCAUACAAAGACUAAUACUGACAACUCUCCCUCUACUGGUACCAAUGGUGAUCAUGCUUCUGAAGAGCAGCCAACAAGUCCUGAAGCUAACACCUCACUGACAUACACUGCUGCACCAAUCACUUCUCCAGGCUUGGUCUCGUCCCAGGUGGACUUCCCUAAAGGCCUGUCUACAUACGAGGACAUGGAAGGGUCAGGAGGCAAGGGGCCAGAAGAUUCCUCCUUUGAAGGUUCUGGGAGUGGCGUGUUUCCUACUGCCAUUGUGUCAGACGUCAGGACAGAUGAGACGGAGAUGGGCGGAGUUGAGGUGACCACUUUAAUCCCUGACCUGAUGACCACAACCUCCAGCGUCAAGGUCCAAACGGAGGAGUUUGAAGGGUCCACCUCUGGAGAAGAGGAGACUUCAGGUCAGGAUGGUUACCCCCUAGAGAUGCGUAGAUUUACAAGCACUCUUUCACCAAUUUUCUUUACAUCCCUACCUAAAAUGGAUGGUGAUAUAAUGGAAGUACCAUUAGUUCAACAUGCCACAGCCGUGACGACAAGUUCUAAACAUUUGGAAGGAGAAGUGGAACUCUCUGGGAAAAAUGUUAUUACUUCGCUAUCAUCAACGGCAGGGCCACACGAACACUCUACACAUUCUUCUUUGGUGGCAACAAGUGGUACAGUAAUGGAAUCUCACUUGCAAAAACAGACCCCAGUAUCCUCUCUUGCUUCAAAUUAUCCUAUCACUUAUUCUACAGUUACUGCCAAGUUGGACACCACAACACUUCAUCCUGAAAUAGCACACAAAACUAUCACAGAGGACCAAACUGUGCUGUCCACAACCAGAGUCUCCAACUCCACUAUGCCUCCAUUGUACACCUUUGACCAAAGCACCAACUCAGUCCCUGCAUGGGCUCUCAUCCCAGAUCCUGAUGCUACUCCUUUGCCAGACGAUUUCAACGAGUACGAUAGAGAGAUGGUGCCACCUUUGGAGUCCCAGCCUAAGAUACCAGCAGAGAGAGCAGCCAUAGAGCAACCAGAAGCAGUCACACACCCUACCUUUUCUGUGGAAGCCAGCACUGUCAAUAUCAGAGAUCUGCUGCCAUGCGCUUCAAGUCUGUGUCUCAAUGGCGGCUCCUGCUACAAAAAAGGCUCUGAAAACAUGUGUGUCUGUGCACCUGGAUACAGCGGGCAGCACUGUGAAACUGAUGUCGAUGAGUGCCAGUCCAGCCCGUGUUUGAACGGAGCCACCUGUCUGGAUGGGGUCAACUCUUUCACCUGCCUCUGCCUGCCCAGCUAUGCAGGGGAGCUGUGUGAGCAAGACACAGAGUUGUGUGGAUUUGGUUGGCAGAAAUUCCAGUCUCAUUGUUACAAGUAUUUCACUCACCGUCGGACCUGGGACUCAGCUGAAAGAGAGUGUCGACUACAUGGCGCCCACCUCACCAGCAUCCUGUCAAAUGAAGAACAGCUAUUUGUAAACCGGCUGGGCAGCGAUUACCAGUGGAUAGGCCUGAAUGACAAAAUGUUUGAGAGAGACUUCAGAUGGACUGAUGGCAGACCAAUGCAAUAUGACCAUUGGAGGCCCAACCAGCCGGACAGCUUUUUCCAGUCUGGAGAGGACUGUGUGGUGAUGAUCUGGCAUGAGGGAGGACAGUGGAAUGAUGUACCAUGCAACUACCACCUCACUUUCACAUGCAAGAAGGGAACAGUGUCAUGCGGCCAGCCUCCACUUGUAAAGGACGCGCGAGUGUUUGGAGCCUUGAAGCCUCGUUAUGAGAUCAACUCAUUGGUGCGUUAUCACUGUAAUCAGGGCUUCAUCCAGAGACACACUCCCACCAUACGCUGUCGGGCCAAUGGCCAGUGGGACAUCCCCAAAAUCACCUGCAUAAGUCCGGCCAUGUACCACAAGGCUUUGACUAUCAAACACCGCAACAAAGACAACCAGCAGCAUCUAAACAAGCACUUUAACCACCACCUCCAUAUCACAAAGAGCCAUGCUAAACACAAUCAAGACCAAAAUAAUUAUGGCAUUUUUCAGCGAAUCUGGAAUCCUUUUCAGCAACUUCUUAAGAAACAGCAGCCUCACAACCAGGCUCAGAAUGAGCACAUGGGACCUUGACCUCAGGUUUGAGUUUAGGGUUUCUAACCUUUGGUUCAGGAGCAUGAAUGGAGAGAAACACUCCUGUCUGUGUCUCAGUGCCUCACUAAAAUAUAUGGGUUAUUUUUCUUAAAUAUGGCUCAUUUUAAGCCCAUCAGUGAGGUGUUUUAUCUCACAUGAUCUCAUACUUCUGCUUAAGACGGCUCCAUGGAGAAUGUGAACUUCAAUGCCUUCUGUGAAAUAAAGAAUCCAAAUAUUAGAUAAAUUAUCACAGCUGUUUAGGCUGGUUUUUAAUUGUUUAUAGAUGAAUGCAAAGAGUAUAAACAUUAAAUGUUAACUUUAAGACAUUAUUGUGUUGAUUUUUAUAGUUGAUAUAAUUUUUUAUGCAAAAGUUUUAUACAAAAUCCAACACAAAGGUGUUUUUUAAACAAAGAAGGGAGUUUGAUCAUGAACAAUAUUUAAGGGGUAACAAUAAACCAAGGCACAGCUGUGUGUUUGUAGGUGACACAAAACCAUACUUUUUUACAGUAAGCUGUAAUGUGCCUGGAUCGCCUGUGUCAUUGUGGGAAAGUAUGAAUGUUUAAUACGUUCUUUACAGGCUCAAUGUUUUCAAUACCGCAAAUACGAGGCCAUUUAAUUUAAAUUAUUUUAUUCAAUCUUUGAAUGGACUGUGAGACUAAUGAUGUCAUUCUUACUGUUUACUGAAACGAUGUUUAGGAACCUAAUUUGUUUUAUGCACAAAUCAAAUGUCUUUAUUUCCUCACCAGUCAAUGCUUCAAAUGGUGGUCUUUCCCGCAGAUCUGGGAUCUGUUGUAUUGUACCAGUAUUAAAUUGAGCUGUGAAAUUGUGACUGUUUAUGGAAACUAAUCUGUCAGUAGAGCUUUGGUGUCACACUCAUUUAUUUCACCUCUUCCAUUCCAAAUGUAUAUAUUUUUUAAAGUAAAUAUGCAGAAUUGCAGGAGGUCCAUGCAGUUAUGUAAAGACUCAAGAGCUUAUUUGUAUGUUAGUCUUAUCAUAAUCAAGUUACUCUCUGUCUUUGUCUUUUGUCACUGUCAGAUAUUUGUGCAAUAAAAUGGUGAAUUUGAAA
Molecule: messenger RNA, 5473 nt
Organism: Boleophthalmus pectinirostris (great blue-spotted mudskipper)
Lineage: Eukaryota; Metazoa; Chordata; Actinopteri; Gobiiformes; Gobiidae
Product: versican core protein-like
Exons: 16
Coding region: 184-4407 (1407 amino acids)
Biological process (GO): cell adhesion
Molecular function (GO): hyaluronic acid binding; calcium ion binding
Source: RefSeq, a predicted model, not a curated record